ACAUGUUUCUUUGCCAAUUUCUCCGGUGAAUCAUUAAAUCAGAUUCUUCCAAAUGUUUCGAAGCUAUUUUUAAUGUGUAAUACAUAGUAAAGAUUCUUUCAUUAUCCCGAUUUCGGACGGUAUAAACGUACGUCUGCCGGUGAAAGUGUUUUAGCGCUUCAAGAAACUGUGGGGAUAUAAAACCCUCCCUGGAUUUUAGUAAACCGUCCAUGAAACAAAGUCUCGUGCUCUCGUGAAUUGGAACGCGACUUGUGCUGACACCUGGUUCGUAUCGUCUGCAGUGGUACCUUCAUGCUGGAUUAGCGACUCCUGUUUCGCAAUUUCGAUUUUCUCAGUGCGGAUAAAUAGUCUGCAAAAAUGUAUUUCUAUCACCCACACACUGGCAGAUUCGAACAGGUUAAGCUUUAAUUCGGGCGGGGAACCAUGGUUAAAAAGAGGUCCCGUUUUAUGCCCGGCUUCCAGUCCCGUUUCAUGCCCGCUCCGAGACCACUUCCGAGCACGAGGUCCUCUGUGCGCUCGACCACAUUUGCUCCAUCCUUUAGACGCUCAUAUGAUGAUGACUUCCUGUAUGCCCCAUACAGACCUUCAGUUCUUCCACAUUACUCAUAUGACACUUCAGGGAGCGAAUAUGCAACAGCGUCGGAUAUCAACCGUGAGCUGAUCAUGUCGUCUGCAGCGAUGGAAGACAACUUCGACAUCUCCAACAGGUCCAGACAGAGAGACAGGGACGUCCUUGCUGCAGCAAACAGAGCCAUUAGUACCCCCAUGGAAACACCUACAAUAAAUGAGCCCCUGCAGUCCAGCACGGGUACCACGGGAUAUACGAGGCGACGAUCCACAACCAGGCGCUCCAAAGCACCGCCACGCUCACAUAGUGUUCCACCAAAACGACCAACAUACACUACCACCACAUGCAUUCUUCCUUUAGAUCUUAAAGCAUCUGAUCCACCUAAACCAUCAGCAUAUCUCAACUAUUCAAAAACAAUAGAUAACAUAAGACACUUGCAAUGCGGAACAUACGAUCCAAUGUAUUCCGAUACGGUACGAACUUCAUUUUCACCGUCACGUGAUAUUUCACCUUAUAGAACGGAUUCACCAUUUAGAUCCGAUUCAUCAUAUAGGUCAGUGUCCCCUUAUCGCGACAUUUCUCCGUACAGAGAUACAUCUAUAUCUCCUUUAGAAACAAGGUCACGACUAGUUAAAAAACGACAUAAACCACCGCGGGUACUUGCCUCCAAACGUAGGGUUGGCAACUACUAUGACCGUUUACUAUCUAAGAAAUCGAAAAGUGGUAAAGAAGGAAAGUACUGGCCAUAUAUUGACGUAGAAGAUAUUGAUAAAGAGAGUCUAGGUGAUAUUUUAAGUGAUACUGAAGUGGAUAUUACAGGUAAUUCUGGCUGCCGUUACGAUUACGUUAUAACAGGUGGGGACGAUGGUUCGGGAAUGUCUUACGAACCAAUAACGUAUUCGUAUAAUUACGAUUCUGAAUCAGACAUUCCGGAUGAUUAUGUACCUUUUAGACCUAAGGCGAGGGUUGUAAGUCCCGAACGCGACUAUUCACAAAUGUCAGUAAUACCCUAUUUGCCGACACGUGAUCCUACCAAAAACACAUCACAGGAUGAUAUUUCAUUUAAUGCAGUAGUUGCUGCGUCGGCCGCAAGGGCUCGAAAAGCUUUAGAAAAUAUAAAUUGGAAUGAAUUUGAGAGUGCUGGUCUCGUUUUAAGUGUAGAGGGUGAAUACACGCCCCCGUCUGAAGAGGCCCCGUUAGGAUUUAGGUAUAUAAGUCGUCCUAUCAUGCUUAAAGUACCAGCUAAUCAAAGAGUACGCGCUGCUGAUUCUGACAACGCUUUUACCAAAUACAUGACGGAUUUACAAAAAUUCAGGGAGAGUAUACGCGCACGUUUGGAGGACGGUUACAAGGCAAUUUCGCGUGAAACCUCCUCUUGCGUUUCGCCUUCAUUACCAGCAAUUGCAUCUUCAUCAUACACAUCAAUGUACACACGACCAAUCAGAACACAUUAUCGGUCACGCCUGACAGAUGACACAGGAUACAAAUACGGGCACAGCUUAGAAUUAUAUCCCCUGUCAAGUGGAUCAAGAACACGAUCAUUAACGGCAUCUGAUGAUCUUCCGCAUUCGGGGGCUAUCAAACUGUACGACUCCAAACAUGAUAAAUACGAAAGAUUAGGUACAUUGGCAAGAGUCGAAAUUAAGGCGGCACUUCUAGCAAAUAAAGUGGAAGUAGACUUACCAAGGAGACGUACUCCAAGGUCUAGUUAUGCACAAGCUAGACUUAGAGAAAUGCGCAAAUCAAAGCAAAUGGAUGAUGUCGACGCUCAACCCGUUGCUGUUGCCGAGGUCACAUCCGGCCUUAGAGCGCACGCACCAGUUUACGACCCUACCUUCGGAAAACCCUACUGGGGUGUUGAGGGAGUCAGAAAACCAAAUAUAAUGUCGUGGCAGUAUAGAUUAGACGCAUAUGCGUCUCCGGACGACUUGAUUAUAGUGCCGCGAUCACUUAACGCCGUCCGAUCACAGUUAAGGGAUGCGCAUGAAAAGCUUGAUCACCAUAAGCAACUCAUGGACAGAUAUCUCGUCGCUGACAAGGGCUUCUCGGUGGAAGACAGCAUUGUUCUUAUGAACAUCAAAAGCCAGGCGCCAAUCUCAGAGCCUGCUUCGCUUAAUGAGGCCAAGAAAUCGGACAAGGUGAAGAAAAAUCGAAAGAAGCUUAUGCGAAAACAUCAGAACGAUUAUUGACGCUAACAAGCGCUUCAUUUUUUGGGAUCAUCUUAACCCCUUUUGACUAAUAUUUGCUGGUCUAAAUCUUAUGUGUGCUUACAUGUUAAUGACUGAAUAGGACUGAAUGACAAAAAAAUGAGAAAAAAUAUGAACGAGAACCCCGUGCAUAAUUUUGUUGACUAACGAAAUCUUGUUUCGAAUAAUAGGAGGACACGAUGAAUGGCGUACUAUUUAUUUAUUGAUUGAUUUAUUUUGUAUUUUAUUCACACAAAAAUAUAUGUUCAACAAAAGAGUUUAGUGUCUAAAGUCAUGUCAUUAAAACAUGUUUUUGUUCAAGAAGUUCUAAAACUAAAUAGAAAGGCCUCUCAUUCUUGAUUUAAAAAAAGAUUAUUUUGAACUAUUGUUGUGCUUUCUUUGUUUUAUAUAUUGUUAGGCUGUAAAUGAUUUUAAUUCAUAACAUAUGUAAAUAGUUGUUUUUGUUUUUUUUUCUUUUAAAAGUUUACGAAUAUCUCCUCCUAUAAUCCAAAUGUAUCAAAACAACACUUGUGUAUCUGCCAAAUAUAUAACGAUGUGUAUAUAAUUCAUUAUUUUGUAUCAAAUAUGCAAAGAAUCACUAUAUAAAUAUUAAUAUUAUAAGAAAUUCCAUAAGCUUACAAUUAUUACACGAGACGUAAUUUCACUUGAAGUAAAACAAGUAUAAUACAUAUUAACACAAUAUUUACCAAUUAAUUUUCAUUAAAAUUUAGUUAGUCCUGUAAUGUAAUAUUUUUUUUUGAAUUUAAGUGAGUAAUUUUACUUAAACUUCGGUUGAGAAAAUUUAUUGUCAUAACAUCACCACUAAGAACUGAUAUUACAAAAACAUAUGCUUCCCAGGGCAUUUGAAACACGGCCCAAUCGAAGUUUGACUAUUAUUGCUCAUAUCUGGUAAAUCAUACUUACUACGUUGGAAAUAUUAGGUUUUAUUUUUGUAUCAGUCAUUGUUAUUGUAAACGCAUGUAGCGAUUGUAAAAACAUGUCAGUUAUUUCAUCGUGAACGGCCCGUGUUUCCUCUGUAAUGACUGUAUUAAGACAUGUAUAUUCAGAGCUUCAUUCUGCGGUAUGUUGCUAGAAGUGAUUUCGUUUUCUUUGUGGAUAAAAUUAAAUAAAAAAUGGCGAAAUCACA
Messenger RNA from Ruditapes philippinarum (Manila clam), 3901 nucleotides. RefSeq lists its product as uncharacterized. The record is from RefSeq and is a predicted model, not a curated record. Bases 424 to 2757 code for a protein of 777 amino acids. The transcript is spliced from 12 exons. NCBI's taxonomy places the organism in Eukaryota, Metazoa, Mollusca, Bivalvia, Venerida, Veneridae.